Molecule: messenger RNA, 2121 nt
Organism: Chelonia mydas (Green sea turtle)
Lineage: Eukaryota; Metazoa; Chordata; Testudines; Cheloniidae
Product: zona pellucida sperm-binding protein 1-like
Exons: 12
Coding region: 60-2075 (671 amino acids)
Biological process (GO): prevention of polyspermy; binding of sperm to zona pellucida
Cellular component (GO): egg coat
Molecular function (GO): acrosin binding; structural constituent of egg coat
Source: RefSeq, a predicted model, not a curated record
CUUCCCCCCCUUAUGAGAAGUGGCUGCUAGACAGGGCUUCUUUCUUAGCAUCUUCAGCCAUGGGGCUGGGCUGUAGGUAUUUUGUGGGCUUAGUGCUGCUCUGGUCCCUAAGAAUAGCCCUUGGGCAGGGGGACUUCCACAGGGUCAGUUUCUCUGUCUUGCAACAUGAGUAUGACUGUGGAGACUAUGGGAUGCAGCUGCUGGUCUUUCCCAGCCAGGGCCGCACCGUCCGCUUCAAAGUUGUGGAUGAGUUUGGGACACCCUUCGAAGUUACCAACUGCUCCAUCUGUCUCCAUUGGGUCACAUCUGGCGAGCAAGGAGCGAUGAUCUUCUCGGCUGGCUACAAUGGCUGCCAUGUCCAGAAGAAGGAUGGCCGUAACCACCUGCAGGUGCGAGUGGAGGAACUGCUGAGCACCAGGGCCAUCGCUGCCACCUAUGAUGUGAACAUGACCUGCCCCAAGCCCACUGAACGUGACUUAACCCCAGAGGAGACCAUGCGCUACGUACCGCAGCCGGGCCUGGUGCGCCCGGUGCCCCAGCCGCAGCCGGGCCUGGUGCGCCCGGUGCCCCAGCCGCAGCCGGGCCUGGUGCGCCCGGUGCCCCAGCCGCAGCCGGGCCUGGUGCGCCCGGUGCCCCAGCCGCAGCCGGGCCUGGUGCGCCCGGUGCCCCAGCCGCAGCCGGGCCUGGUGCGCCCGGUGCCCCAGCCGCAGCCGGGCCUGGUGCGCCCGGUGCCCCAGCCGCAGCCGGGCCUGGUGCGCCCGGUGCCCCAGCCGCAGCCGGGCCUGGUGCGCCCGGUGCCCCAAAUAUAUCCUCCACCAAGCAACAUAGGGGCCCAUCUCACAGAGGAGCAGUGCCGUGUGGUGGCUGGGAAGAUGCCCUGUGCGGAUGCCCCAGGCCAAGCUGCUUGCUUCCAGGCUGGCUGCUGUUAUGAUGAGACUGACCUCACUACUCCCUGCUACUAUGGCAACACAGUCACUGUUCAGUGCCUCCUGGAUGGUCACUUUGUUCUGGUGGUCUCCAGGGACAUGUCUGAUCACCCCAUCAUCCUGGAGAGUGUCCGGCUAGCCUAUGCCCAGGCAGGGUGUGACCCCAUCAGGAUGACUGAGGCUUUUGUGAUCUUCCGCUUCCCCCUCAUGCAGUGCGGCACCACAGUCCAGGUGAUCCAUGACAAACUGAUCUAUGAGAACCAGCUGAUCUCUGGCAUCGACAUCCGGACUGGGCCAGACGGCUCCAUCACCCGGGACAGCAUCUUCAUCCUCCAUGCUCGCUGCAUCUACAAUGCCAGUGACUUUCUGCCAGUCCAGGUCGAGGUCUUCUUGCCCCCCACACCUGCUCCAGUCACCCAGGCAGGACCCCUCCGGCUUGAGUUGCGCAUCGCCACAGACCUGAGCUACAGAUCCUAUCUCACAGACAGAGACUACCCUGUGGUGAAGGUGCUCAGGGACCCUCUCUACAUGGAGGUUCGCAUCCUGCACAGAACAGACCCGUCCCUGGUUCUGGUUCUACACCAGUGCUGGGCCACCCCAAGUGCUAACCCCCUGCAGCAGCCGCAGUGGCCCAUCCUGGCGGACGGGUGCCCGUUCCUGGGAGACAACUACAGAACCCAGCUUGUGCCCGUGGGCCCUGCCUUAUCUGAGCUGCCCUUCCCGACUCACCACCAGCGCUUCGUCCUCUCCACCUUUGCCUUUGUGGACUCCGCCUCCCAGGUGGCGCUUGAGGGAGAGGUGUACAUUUACUGUAGCGCCUCAGCUUGCUACCCCUCCCGGCUGGAGCCCUGCAGGACCAUGUGCCCAUCAGGAGCUGCUACGAGAGGCCGCCGGUUCCUGGAUAUCAACAAUGGGACAGGAGAGCCCCAGGACCUGGUGAGCUCUCCUGGCCCUGUGAUCUUCCAGCAGAGCCCUGAGCCGUGGAGAGAGCACAUCUAUGAGAACAAGGACCCUGUCUCCAGACUGGACCUGACCCUGGUGCUUCUGGCCAUGCUUUCAUUGGUGGCUGUGGUUUCUCUUGUUACUGUGACACUACUCCAUAGGAGAAGCAGCUGGAUGACAAGGUCCCCAAUCUUCCAUGGCAGAUGACUGUAAAAUAAGGGAGGGGGAGCAGAAAUAAAAUGUCUGGACUGCA